GGAAAGAAGCACGUUGCCAAGUCACAAUCUGAACCAAAAAGCUCUUCUUCACUGUUAACAUCACAAAUGAAAAUAUUUUGCUCUCUUCCUCCACCUCUUUCAUAUUUUCAAUUUUCUUUGUUCAUGCAAGAUCCAAAGAAUGAUUCAAACACAAGAUGCAGGAAGCCAUGGUAUCAAAGAGCAAUGCAUGCAACAAGUUUAUGGAAAAUAAUUCCAAAAUCAAAUGAAGUUUCCACAUCAAUAAAUUCAACAUUAUGGAAACCAAUACCAAAAUCACCUCAAAUUCCUACACAAAGUUCCAACAAUAAGACCAAGCUAAAAAAAUGUACAUCUCUAAAGGUAGCAACAUCUUUUACAAGGGUAUGUCUAUGUGCACCAAUUUAUUCUUACAAUGAGAUUUUGAGAAAUGAGGUUCCACCUAGAAGAAGUAAUAGUUAUCCUAGAUCAUCAUCAUCAUCAUCUUCAUCAAAACCAUUGCAAACAAAUAUUAAUGCACAUGAAAUUAGAACUCAUAGUGCUAGGCUUAGCACUGAGGGGUCAAGAAGAGUUUUUAGGGGUAAAUCAUUGACUGAUGAUGUUUUAAUGAGAAGGUUUGUUAUUGAGGAAGAGGCUAUGAUGCAAAUUAGAAGAAAAAAUCAAAUGGAAGUUAUUAGGAAAAGGAGUUUGAUGAGGAGAAAAAGGCUUGGGCCUAGUCCUCUUAGUAGAAUGGUUCUUGCAAAUGAUAUUGUUGGAUAGUUUUAAUUUAAAACAUUAGUUCAAUUCUUGUUAUGUUUUUAAUCCAAUUGGUGAGUUUUUAUACUCCA
Molecule: messenger RNA, 803 nt
Organism: Trifolium pratense (red clover)
Lineage: Eukaryota; Viridiplantae; Streptophyta; Magnoliopsida; Fabales; Fabaceae
Exons: 2
Coding region: 67-735 (222 amino acids)
Source: RefSeq, a predicted model, not a curated record